Scheffersomyces coipomensis is the source of this 2065-nucleotide messenger RNA. RefSeq names its product ammonium permease (gene MEP2). Gene Ontology annotation, cellular component: plasma membrane. The coding region runs from base 279 to 1796 and encodes 505 amino acids. The record is from RefSeq and is a predicted model, not a curated record. Gene Ontology annotation, molecular function: ammonium channel activity. The transcript has a single exon. Gene Ontology annotation, biological process: ammonium transmembrane transport. NCBI's taxonomy places the organism in Eukaryota, Fungi, Ascomycota, Pichiomycetes, Serinales, Debaryomycetaceae.
GGCUUUUUUUGCAUAUGGUAGAUUAACGUAUUAUCAAAUUUUCUUUUUGUUUGAUACCUACCAUUUCUACUACUUCUAACAAGUAUAUAUAUACCAACAGAUAUCUCCAAUUUUAAUCUUAUGAAAUCUAAUUUGAAAUUUUAUUUAUUUUAAAUCUUUCUUUAUUUUACUUUCUUCUUUUCAUUCUUAAUUUUUGUCUUUUGUAUAUUAUAUCUUCACUUCCCAUCUUUAGAAAUUAAAGGAUCCUUAUAAUUAUUUAAUAUAAUAAGAAUUCCAAUAUGUCUAAUACCCCAGGUGGUGAUGUAUUCACUUUUGAUUUAAAUGGUCAAUUCGAUAAAGGUGAUAUGGCCUGGAUCGGUGUUGCUGGAGCCUUGGUGUGGAUUAUGAUUCCAGGUGUCGGUCUUUUAUAUAGUGGUUUAGCAAGAAAAAAGCAUGCUUUAUCAUUAUUGUGGGCUUCUAUAAUGGCCUGUUGUUUAACCACCUUCCAGUGGUUCUUUUGGGGUUAUUCUUUGGCAUUUGCGAAAGGUUCAUCUCAAUUUUUAGGUAACUUGGAUUUCUUUGCCUUAAAAAAUGUGUUGGGUUCUCCAUCUGCUGUUACCACACUUCCAGAUAUGUUAUUCUGUUUCUAUCAAGGUAUGUUCGCCGCCACUACCGCUAUUUUAAUGGUUGGUGCUGGUUGUGAAAGAGCUAGAUUAGGUCCAAUGAUGGUUUUCUUAUUUAUAUGGUUAACUGUUGUCUAUUGUCCAAUUGCUUCUUGGACUUGGGGUUCUAAUGGUUGGUUAUACAACUUAGGUGCUUAUGAUUUCGCUGGUGGAGGUCCUGUCCAUCAAAACUCUGGUUUUGCUGCUUUAGCUUAUUCCUUAGUUUUAGGUAAAAGACAUGAUCCAUUAGCCACUGGUAAAGUUCCAAAAUAUAAACCACAUUCAGUAUUUUAUAUUGUUUUAGGUACGGUUUUACUUUGGUUUGGAUGGUUUGGUUUCAAUGGUGGUUCCACCGGUAAUGCUUCCAUUAGAUCUUGGUAUGCAUGUGUUAACACCAAUACUGCCGCUGCUAGUGGUGGUUUAGCUUGGAUGAUUCUUGAUUGGUUCAGAUUAGGUGGUAAAUGGUCCACCGUUGGUUUAUGUACUGGUGCCAUUGCUGGUUUAGUUGGUAUUACUCCAGCUGCUGGUUUUGUUCCAAUUUAUACCGCUCCACUUUUCGGUGUUAUUCCAGCCAUUGUUUGUAAUUAUGCUGUUGAUAUUAAAGAAUUAUUACACAUUGAUGAUGGUUUAGAUGUUUUCGCUUUACAUGGUGUUGGUGGUGCUUGUGGUUCAUUUUUAACCGGUAUUUUCGCUGCUGAUUAUGUUGCUGCUUCAGAUGGUUCAGUUUAUGCUGACCCAUCUGCUAGAAUUGCUGGUGGAUGGAUGAAUCAUCAUUAUGAACAAUUAGGUUAUCAAUUAGCUGAAAUUUGUGCCAUUGGUUCUUGGUCAUUUAUUGUAACUGCUAUUUUAUUAUUAGCUAUGGAUAGAGUUCCCUUCUUAAGACUUAGAUUACAUGAAGAUGAAGAAAUGUUAGGUACUGAUUUAGCUCAAAUUGGUGAAUUUGCCUAUUAUGACAGUGAUGUUGAAGAACAUUACAAAAACCCAGAAGAAAGUCCAUAUGUCAUUGAACCAAUCAGAUCCACUGAAGCUAGACUUGCUAAAUUAAAAGCUGUUACUUCUUCCAAACAAGCUGAUGAAAUCGAUGGUAUUACUGCAGAUGGUAAAGGUUCUUUAAGUCCAGAUAAUGGAACUGUUAGUGAUGCUUCUAAAAAGUAAUUUAAUUAAUAAUAACAAAAAUAUUAUAUUAUAUUAAGUUAUAUACUGUUUUUUAAAGCCUUCAAUUCUAUUUUUAAAUUUUUCAAUUCUUUCUUAGUUAUUUUUAAUUUUUGAUUUACCUAUUUUUAGUUAUACUUCAUAUGAUUACUUUACAUUAUAUUAAUAAAAAAAUGAUCAUAAAAUUGUUUAAUUACAAAGUAGAAUUCUUAUCAUAGUAACAAGUUGGAUUACAAAUAGGCCUCUGCGAAAUCUAAUUACUCGGAAUUUUU